This is a messenger RNA of Oncorhynchus tshawytscha (Chinook salmon), 1638 nucleotides long. Its product is annotated as protein lin-28 homolog A-like. The record is from RefSeq and is a predicted model, not a curated record. Bases 6 to 395 code for a protein of 129 amino acids. Gene Ontology annotation, molecular function: zinc ion binding; nucleic acid binding. The transcript has 2 exons. NCBI's taxonomy places the organism in Eukaryota, Metazoa, Chordata, Actinopteri, Salmoniformes, Salmonidae.
UGCACAUGGAGGGCUUCCGUAGCCUGAAGGAGGGCGAGGCGGUGGAGUUUACCUUCAAGAAGUCGUCUAAAGGCCUAGAGUCUGUCACGGUGACGGGGCCAGGGGGAGCACAGUGUGUGGGCAGUGAGAAGAGGCCUAAGGGGCAACAGAAACGACGCUCCAAGGGGGACAGAUGCUACAACUGUGGAGGACCUGACCACCAUGCCAAAGAAUGCCAGCUACCUCCUCAGCCCAAGAAGUGCCAUUUUUGCCAGAGCAUCAGUCACAUGGUGGCCAACUGUCCAAUCAAAGCACAGCAGUCCUCCCCUGGCGCUCAGGGAACAGCAUUGUCACUGAGGGAUGAGGAAGAGGAGCAGAGCCAUGCCCCCUUUCCCCCCAGGGAGAGCUAUGAUUGAUCGAUUCAGGGAUUCAGCCAAUCAAAAGGUUUCAUUGGAGUGCUGCUUUUGGAACUACAUCAGGUUGUCUUUAUUUAUCGCACAAACAGCAAGAAAUGUGUACUUUUAUUGAUGUGAUAGUUUUGAUUGAGAGUUAGCUCAGUGUUUUAAUUGUAUUUUCCCUGCUGCAGCUAAAUAAGAGGUAGCCUAUGUGGAUUUUUCUGGAGAUGAUUGUGAGUGCUCUGCUCUCUCACUGUAUACCAUGUUUUCCCAAAAAGCUUUUGUUAGAAAAAGGUAAAGGAAAUACAAUCAUACAAGUGAAUGUACAGAUAUAGGUGUCCUGACUCUAAGACUGUUUCAUGGACAAAAAGGAGUGUGUCUUUCUGCUUAUUGAAAUCUUCAGGUAUUAUAAGUCGUUGUGCAUUUCUACGGCCAAGUGAAUGUUUUAACCCUUUCUGCUGCAUGAAUGUUGGUACACCAUGGUUGCCGAUUGGACUGUGUACAAUACAGCCUGUCAUAAGUGCCAUAGCCUGUUCAUUUGUCCCAUGGGUGGUUGGAUGUGGCUCCCUCCCUUACAAAGCCUUGACUCAAGGCUAAAUGCGAGACCAGCAUUGAUUGUAUGACAGUCUGUCUGUCUGUCUGUCUGUCUGUCUGUCUGUCUGUCUGUCUGUCUGUCUGUCUGUCUGUCUGUCUGUCUGUCUGUCUGUCCCACAGUUUUUUACUAUGGAUGUAAACAUGGCUUUCUAACAUAUUCUACAUAUCAGGGGUGUUCUAAUACACUGCCCAUAUACAUGACUUGUUUCUCAUUGUCUCGUUGUACUUGAAAACUAUUUAGAAAGCCAAAGGUAUUACAUGUUCUUUCUUGGAUGGACCUGAGCAUUAUUUUUUUUCUUUAAGGACAUAUUUUCAUGAUUGAGUGCUAGGAUAAAGGGACUCAAGUGUUGAAUAAGAUGGUUAUAGGUUUAGUAUUUACUCCUCUUUUACAGGAGUGGAUAGAAUAUUUUACACCACUUAAAUGUAUAUAGAUAUGAUCUUUUUUAUAUUUAUUAUUUAUUCAUCGUCACCCUCUACCUUUCUUACUAAUAGAUAAAGUAUCACAAUUUGUAGCUUAAUUCUAUUUAAACAGAAACCGGCUUUGGUUCUAGCCUCUUGAUAGAUUCGUGGUUGUAUUAAGCAAACAAUUAUGCCUUACUUUUUACUUUCUCUUUCAAUGGGCUUCAUUUUCAGUUGACUUCAUAAUAUACACUAUAAAUACAAAAGUAUG